UUUAGUAUUAGACCCCUACUCUCUCUCUCUCUAUCUCUCCAACAAGCAUGAUCAUUUUCAAAACAUUUUACUAGAGAGUGACCAAAUUAAGAGAUAGAAGCCAUGUAUUAGCAGCAACAAUAUUAGGGUCGAGAUCAGAUUCUGAAGUGGAGUAGAGAAUCUUUGUCACUCGUUCUCACUCAAUUAAGCAACAUCUAAUGGGUAAUGCAACAUCAUCUAUGGCAUCAAGAUUUGCAUUCUUUCCACCAGACCCUCCAUCAUACAAUCUGAAGAGUGAUGAUGGGGGAAAGCUAAGGAUAUCAUCGGAGGUUUGUGACCAGAGAGAAGAUGAUGAGGUUGAAGUUAUGAAGGUUGUAACAAAGAGAGGGAAUAGCAUUGUGUGUAUGUACGUGAAGAACAAAAGGGCAACACUUACACUACUUUACUCACAUGGCAAUGCUGCUGAUAUUGGUCAUAUGUAUCCCAUCUUCACUCAGCUUAGUCUUCAUCUUCGUCUCAAUCUUAUGGGGUACGAUUAUUCUGGCUAUGGACAGUCUUCUGGAAAGGCAAGUGAACAAGACACUUAUGCAGACAUAGAGGCAGCAUAUAGAUGCCUUAAGGAGAAAUUUGGAGUUAAAGAAGAGGACAUAAUAUUGUAUGGCCAAUCGGUCGGAAGCGGCCCGACUCUUGAAUUGGCCACCCGUCUGCCUCGGCUGCGAGCCGUAAUCCUUCACAGUCCGAUCAUGUCCGGUCUGCGAGUCAUGUACCCUGUUAAGAAAUCAUUCUGGUUUGACAUUUAUAAGAACAUUGACAAAAUUCCACUAGUGAAUUGUCCUAUUCUGGUAAUCCAUGGAACAGAAGAUGAAGUGGUUGAUGUCUCUCAUGGCAAGACACUAUGGGAACUGUCGAAUGUGAAGUAUGAACCUCUAUGGAUCAAAGGUGGAAAACAUUGCAACUUAGAACUAUACCCUGAGUACCUAAGGCACUUAAGACAAUUCAUAUCCGCUAUAGAGAAAUUACCAUUACCAAGCUUGGAAGAAAAUGCAGCUGACCACAGGACAACUCCUCCAGAUGAUGAAAAGGCGAAAUCAAGCAUCGUCCAACUCGGAGAGAAGCCGAGAUGUAGCACGGGUAAAAGAGACAAGUCUAGACUAAGCACAGAUAGCAAAGAGAAAUCAAGAACAUCUACAAGGAGCACAGACCGCUCCGGGAAGCCCAGAAAUAGCACUGACCAUAUCGACAAAGCCAGGAACAGCUUCGAUCGCCUUGGAGAAAUGGUUAGAUCAGUUGGACUGUGUGCCAGUGUUGAUUGUAUAAAGCCAACUGUUGUUUCAGAGGUCUAAAUUAAAGUGGAUCUAGUAAGCUUGCAAUUGAUGCAUUUGGGUUGUAAAUAAAUUUCUUAAUCAA
Arachis duranensis is the source of this 1386-nucleotide messenger RNA. RefSeq lists its product as uncharacterized. The transcript is spliced from 6 exons. Bases 198 to 1322 code for a protein of 374 amino acids. NCBI's taxonomy places the organism in Eukaryota, Viridiplantae, Streptophyta, Magnoliopsida, Fabales, Fabaceae. The record is from RefSeq and is a predicted model, not a curated record.